Messenger RNA from Trematomus bernacchii (emerald rockcod), 7085 nucleotides. It is a transcript of the gene alms1, whose product is annotated as ALMS1 centrosome and basal body associated protein. Lineage: Eukaryota; Metazoa; Chordata; Actinopteri; Perciformes; Nototheniidae. The record is from RefSeq and is a predicted model, not a curated record. The coding region runs from base 176 to 6712 and encodes 2178 amino acids. The transcript is spliced from 18 exons. Gene Ontology annotation, biological process: regulation of centriole replication. Gene Ontology annotation, cellular component: centriole; cytosol; centrosome.
CAACGCUGGCUCCUUGGAUACAAACAGGAGGGAGUGCGCUCACUGUGGAGGACUGACAACAACAACAACAUGGAGCUUCGAGAUAGGGAGACGGCUUCUGCUCGGUUGCCAGCAGAUGAAAAUACAAUUCAGUCUGUUGGACAAACAUCCAUAAACCAGCCGGGAGCUCAAAGUCAUGACCGGCAGAGGCAGCCCAGGCUGGACACGGAUAGCUGGGAGCUUCAACAGCGAUGGCAGCGCUCGUUUGAGCCAGGUAUGUCUCGAAUUUCAGGACAGCAACCUGUCUCCAUCCCUCUCCCUGUUGCCUGCACACUCUGGAGUGGAACAAAACUUCACUGAAUAUUCUUUAUUCCAACAAAGUGACAGUGAAUUUGCCCCUUUAAGGGCGUUUCCCGACGUCUCUAUGGCAUCAGAGAGGUUUCACGUUCCUCUCCAGGAUCGCACCUCUCAAGCCUCUGAGCACGGCUCCCUGUCCCAGUACCCUUUGGACCAGGCUACCAACCUGUCUGGAGAGGGAGUGAGCAGCUGCUGCUCUCUGUCCCAACACAGCUUAUCUCCAGGAGACGAAGGCAGACGAGAGGAAAAAGUGCACCCACCAGUGAUUGCAACCACUUACAGACGGGGAGUACCAUCCAGUGAUGAUUCAGAUAGAAGAGAGAAAGACUCAGAGACUCAAACUGACACGCCAGUAGGAGAGGCUGCUCAAUAUGACAUAUCCUUUCUGAGUAAAGAUGUUCCUGCCCAGCAUCUUCUAGAGCUCCUUGAGAAAGAUAUUGGCAUGCAAAGCAGCAGUAGUAGUGCUCUUUCCUCUUCCUCUGAGACCUCUGUGAAGGUGGCUUUAUCUUUUGCAGAAGAUUCUAAAAGCAUUCAAGUUUGCAAACCAGCCUUUAAGCAAAGCAUGGGUAAAAGAGAAGGUCCUCCAGGUGAAGCUUCUCUUCCCCAGCAGCAGUCCAAACAACCUGACGGAGGCUUAUUCCCUGACCAAUCACAGACAUUGUUAUCGGAGGAAAGCAACAUAACCAUGGGGACCCGCAGCACUAAACCUGAUGACAGCAGUGAAGAGUUACACAAAGAGUUGCUGUCUGAGGUAAAGAGGCGCAGCAGUCGAGAAAAUGAAUUUAAAAACCAACAGCGUAAAAGUUCUACACCACCCGUUAUAUCUCUCACACCAUUUCCCACAGUGGCUUCUGAAGUCAAGCCAAGUGCUAUCAGAACUCAUUUUGGUGGCCUGCAGUGGACAGGGGCGUUUUCAGCCGGCUUUGAGCGCGGUCACAGAGAACAAGACCUCUGGCUCUCUGGGAACCACACAGGGAUUGAUGGGUCCUACCUGGGUUUCAUUCCACAAUCUCAAUCCACUCCAGGGGUGUUUAAAGCCCCAUCCAAAUCCAGUGUCAAGGCUAAAUUAGGGCAACUCUCUGCCAUAGAAUCUAACAAAGAGAACUCUUCUCAGUCAAACACAGGGAUGUCUCCACAGCCAGCUGUUCCUGCAACGGAUCCCCCUGAAACAACAAAUCAGAGCCGAGGGGCAACCACCUCUGCUGAAGUCCAAUCUCUCCCAAGUCUCAACUACAUGCAGAAAGUAGACGCCUGGAGGGCAAAUCAGAGUUCAGGCAAGGCAGCACUGUUUGAUAGCUUGGCAGUGCAAGGAUUUUCCAGCGUCUCUCCUAAACAGAACGCUUACGAAGCAGUAUCUGAACCCUUGAAUCGCAUCCUGAGUCAGCAGGCGGGGAGAUUACAGCCAAGUGCUGCCAAUCAGGAGGUCACACAGAGCUCCUCCAAGGCUCCCUCUGGCUCCACUUCUCCAAGGAGAGGGGAGGCCGUGGGCAGGGCUCCCAGAGACCAAGAUAACUCUGCAACAAGAACUUCUGCAUCACCCUUUGGCAGGUCUCAGUCCCACUCCUCUCUUUGCACCAUUGUCAUGUCGGAGCAGAAAGAUCAGCAGAGUAAAAGACCUGCAGGUGAAGAGAACAUUGAGACUCCUCAUCAGCCAAGCACCACAGUUCAGCCCCCGCCUCGCAUCAGCCUCGGUCAGUUCAGCGACGUAUCUCUUGAUCACGAUUUGACACUCUCAAGUUCCCAAGAAAGUUACAACAGUGGAGUUAAAUUAGCAACGUCCAUCGGAGCAUCUUCUGUUGUCAGUCUGGAGGUUGAUAACUACGCUCCGUACUGGACUUCGAAAAUGUCCACACCACCACCGAUGGCAAGGCAACGAGAGAUAGACAUCGAACAACGAAUUCCGUUGUAUCUCCGUAACCUGGGUAUUGACCAGUCUCCCUCAACUAUUUUAACUCCAUUUGCACCAAGAGGGCCAAUCAGAGAGCCGGAGUUCUCUCCCACUGAUCUCUGUACUAUUAAAGGAUCUAUUGGAACACCAACCAAGAGCCCCUUACCCUCUGAAGGUGGCAGUCCCCAUAAAGGAGAGUUUUCCAGGUGCAGCAUUCUGUCAGUGGACUCCAGUAUAUCCAUCCCGUUGAGCCUGGACAGUCUCGGUGAGAGUGAACGCAGACUGGCUCCCUCCUCCCUGCCGGAUGAAGACUCCUACCCUUCCAGCCCGCAACAGCACAUGGACAGCAGCUUAACCAGCAGCCAGAACACCAUAACACUCAGAGACAGGUACGACUCCGACCUCUCCUUCGCUACCAAGAGUACGGAUUCAGACUUGGAGUCUCCCUUGCAAACGAGCCGAAGUUCGGAGCAAAUCGCAGAAGAUUCUAUGGUUAGCUCUAAAGCCUUGAUGGAAAUCCGUAAACUCCUCUUUCAGGCGGAGAACAUGGUGUCUUCUGGGUCUUCUGUAGAUUCCUCUGCCCCCACUGCAGUGCCCCGUUUGCUCUCUGAUGAUAACAUCUUUCUCUCACUGAGGAAGACACCCAGCACCCACCAGGACUCUUCCUCCUCAGUUACUGAGGAUCCCAGAGCUAGAUUCUCCCCGCUGUGGGCCAGAUCUGCAUCCGACUCCAUGCUGACCUCAGAGAGACUGAGAGAAAACUCUAUUGGUCGAGAGACUUCAUCGGGGCAGCCCAAUUAUCCGUCCACACAAGCUCUUACUUCCACAGGUGCGUACAGGAGGCCACAGGAUGUUGGUAGAGACGCAGGAUCCCUCGUCCUCUCCCAAUCAGCCCGACGUGCAGAGCCUGAGGGCUGCAGCGCUGCCCCCGUCGACAACACCGUCCCACCACAAGCACCUUCACCAGCUCUGAGUAUACAGCUCACCUCUACUGCUACAGACACAGAGGAGGAAAUGCAGGCUUCUCUGGAAGGUCCUCUACAGAGCAGCUCCCCCCCGCCUGCUCUGGAGAACAGCGAUCAGGGAGUGAUGAGCGACGGCAGCAGUGAGAGCUUGCUGGCGGUCAGAGUGGCGCAGUUACUGCAGAAUGAGUCUCCGGCCACCAUGGUGUCCAGUACAGCCAGCAUCACUGACAAUGAGGAGAGCAAAGCUAUGGAGUGGAUAAAGCUGAAGAUCUCAGGGCAGCCGUGUGAGCCUCUGGUGUUGGAUAAAGAAGACAGAAGGCGGAUUGAAGAGAUCAAGAGAGAUCUGCUGUUAAAAAACCCAACGAAGAGUCAGGGCAGCACAGAUACAGAGAGCAGUGCAGCGUCCAGUAUUCAAGUAUUCAGGGAGCCGGAUCCUCUCCAGAAAGCAGCCACACUCCCUCCACCAGGUGUUGCUAACAAACAGCUGCUGCCGGGCCUCCACACAGAUCUCUCUUACUCCAGCUCGCCGCUUCAAAACCUUCUCCGCCCAGAUCUAGAAGCUCAGAUAAAUGCGAUCGCUGCCAAAGAAGGAGUAACUCUACCUAGGAAAAACCCUCAAGCCCUCACCUCCAUCACCAUCGCCACACGUAGACGCUCCACCUCUCCCUCUCCCUCCACGUCGCCUGCACCUCCUCUCAUUCCAGCACCAGGGCUGCUCCACCUGGCUGAGCUCUCCACAGGAGCAGUCCAAUUUCCCAAAUCUAACAUUCAGCUUCCUCCUAUGGAUAAGGAAGAUAAGUCAACAGCAUCGGUGUUUGAUACGAGCAAUAACCUAACAUCUCGGUCAGUACCAGCGAAUCAGAAGAGGGAAGACGCUGUAGGAGGCCAGUUUGAAGAACCUCCCCCACCCUCACAGGGUAUAAGUCAAGAGGAUGCCAAAGAGGGGAACACACAGUGUGUCAGGCAGGAUGAAGAAUUAUCCGUCCAGAUCAGCCCUGCUCCUGGUGUUGAUCAGGAACAUGAACAUGCCACAGGUUCAUCAACAUCUGAGUCUCUAGACAGGACCGGUCACGUCUCACAUGUCCAUCUCACUCUGUCCCCUAAAGCCAAAGAUGUCCGCUCCAGUCACACUGAUGCUGUUGUGAAGCUGCCUCAGAAAGAGUUUGUUCCCCUCAGACCCUCCUCAUCUGCUGCCAGCAGUCCUGAUGAAGGUGUGGGUCUGUGCAGUCCUCCAGAGUGGUACGACACACAGCGGGGGCCAGAGAGAGCCGACACCUCCACCCUGUUUAAAACCUCUGUGCCUCAGGGAGGGAAGACCUCCACAUCCACACAAUCCUCCAAACCAAGAAGCGUUGUGUCGCAGAGAACUUUACCCACUGUAUCGCCAGCCGUGCCUGUGCUGUUGCCGUAUAAACCUCGUGGCAGUGAGGAGCUGUUCUACAUCCCUCAGACCGAAGCUGACGUCUCCUCCAUCGAACCCUCUGAAACCACCAUGGAGAGCUCCCACACAGGCUCAGACGACGCUGUGCCCCCCCGCUUCAGCAGUGACGUCCUCGGACGCAGAGACGCUGGAGUGGAGCGAGGAGUUCCCAUCAGACACUCAGAGGGGAUCUACAGCAGGAGGCUGAAGCCAGGAGGCGUCAAGAUGCAGGAGCUCAGACACAGAGGUGUAUCAGCUGAUGGACCCUCACAAACGAGGGAGACUCAAACUCCGAAGCCGUCUCCCCAGGCAACAGCAACAGCAGCUGCCCCCCCCAGGCUGAGAGACCAGGGGACGAGCCCCCUGCAGUUCCCCAGUUGCGUUCAGCCGGAGCCGAACCGUGUGAGAUUUCAGCCUGAUGUUGUGGACGUGGACUCCGACACGGCGCUCCAUCACCUCACCACCAGCUCUGUCCCUCAGAGAGGAGGGGAGGGUGCCCAGGAGAGGAGGGACUCUCACCUCCGCCCCCCCGCUGGCCCCCCCGCUGCCCUGCAGAGCAGCAGCACUCUGGACCAGCUGUGGGAGAGUUUCUGUGACCGCUGGAGCCCGGAGGAGUCCCGACCGAUCAGCGAGAGAGAGGCUUCGCUGCUGCAGCGCCUCGAACGCCUGUCCCGUCUCAUCCACAGCACGAGGGGGAACAACAUGUCAGGACUGCAGGAAGGAGAGCAAGGAAGAAGCAGAGAAGAUGCUACAGGGAAAGAAAUAACAAAGGAUGUCGGAGUAGGUAGUGAGCUCAGAGGAGGCAGAAAGGUUGAAGGUGAACCUCCAGUCCUCCGUCAGGCCUGGACACACAGUCUGCAGGUGGAGGAGACUUCUGUUCCUGCAGAGGAGGACUCCUUCACCUGCAGCUCCUCCCAGAGUCCCCACCUGUGUCCUGCAGACAGAGACGAGUCAGAGACGCUGUCCUCCAUGUCCGGCUCAGGCUCCAUGUCCACUGUGGACACGGCGCGGCUGGUCCGAGCCUUCGGGGCACACCGAGUCCAAAGCCUGAAGACGAGCUCCGGCCUCAGGAGACUGUACAGCGCCAUCGACAAGCAGAAAGAAGGGAGGGAGCCGAGGAGAGGGGGGGGCAGAGAGCCGCCUCACAUCACCACGCUGUCAGAGACCACCGGCACAGAUGAGUCCACAGUUGCUCCUGAUUCUGCGUCUUCAACCAGCACGUACACCCUGCCCUCCCCCCGCGGCCCCUCCAGGACCCUGGCAGCCAAGAAGGCUGUUAGGGUCGUGAGCAGAGGCAUCCAGACAGGUGACCUAGAGAUUGUCAGCAAUGGGACUCGACGACACACCAGAGAUGUUGGAACCACUUUCCCUUCCCCUGGUGACGCCCGAACAUCUUCCUCAUCCAGCUUAGAUAGAGGAGGGAGGAGGAGUCAGGGGUCACAAAAACAGAGGAAGAGCAAGAGAAGCCCGCCGAAGAGCUACCCCGAAGGUGUCUCGUGGUUUAUCGCUGCUGAGGACCUGAGGUCAGAGGGGAGGAAGGAGAACCGACCAGAGGAGGAGGAGACGAGGAGGCCGAGCAGCGCCUGGUUUGAACCGCACAGCAAAAUGCAUCCAUGGAGAGAACCGCUGCGACAGAGACAAAUCCACGAGGAGGGAAACAGACAUCAUGCUGAACACGAUUUAGAGCGUAGAACCAAAACAAUAUCCUCUGGUCUGGCACGCAUCUCUCUCCAGGAAGCUCUGGAGAUGCGGCGUCCCGAGUUCAUCUCUCAGUCCAGGCGGAGGGUGAAGUGUCUGGCUCUGCAGGCGGAGGACAGGAAGCGACAGGAAGUGUUCAUCAGAGAGAGACACGAUGUCUUCAGCUGGACCGGAGCCAGAGGGAGGCUGCUGAGGCCCAAAGGCACCGCUCUGCUCAGGAGAGCUGUUCCCAGGAAGGAGAUGAUUCAGAGAUCCAAACAGAUUUAUGAGUCGCUUCCGGAGGUGCAGAGGAGGAGAGAGGAGGAGACGAGACGAGACGAGUAUCGAACGUACCGUCUGAACGCUCAGUUCUUCAACAAGAGAAUCACUAACCAUGUCCUGGGCAGAAGAACAGCGUGGCAGUGAUCAAACACCUUUUUUUACUGUAGAUAAAAUCAGUGAUAUUAAUUUUUCACAAUUUUAUUAACAUUAAAAACAAGACUACUAACUUUUAUAUUUAUUUGAGAUCACAUUUUAUAGCUGACAUUUGAAAGAUUAUGUGCAAAAAAGUAAGGAAAUACUUUGCAAACCAGUGAUAUGUCUUUUAAUUGGAUCACAUUUUAAAGUGUGUUUGUUGCAACAAAAAUAAACCAGAUUAUUUCAAACUCCCGGGAUUCCUUGUUUUGAUUGAAGUGAAGGAUGACAAAGGUCAAUUGGCUUUAAUGUCUUUAUUGAUCGGUUAUCUGUUGUGCAGGAAGCCACACGAGGAACAGGUAAGACAAGUUAGACAAGCGGCAGA